CGGGAAUACUGACAAAAGCACCGUUGUUAGAAGUGACGUCAGUCCCCCAAUCACAGCCAAGUACUUCCGGAUCAACGCUAGGUCAUGGGUGAAUCGACCGUGUCUUAGAUUCGACCUUGGUGGAUGUAAACAUCUACCGGAAGGUAGGUUAGGAUUUCAUUUGAUACGAAUAAAAUGAACUUUUGUUAUUAAGAAUGAUAACGUGCUUAUCUUGUCAUUUUAAAAUCAAUUCUGAUUCUAAACCAGUAUCUCUUUGAUAGCUUGUUUUCUGCUAUGUACCUCAUGAUUUAAGCAUAAAGAUGAUAAGUAUAUUACAUUAAGGAAUUAGUACGUUUGGGGUGACGCACACGUCAUUACUUUUCGCCUACUAUGAGCAUUUUAGGUCUUAAGCAUUACUGAUGACUCCUAGAAGGAGGAAGCAGCUUCGUAGUACAAAGCCACUGAAGCCAUUUUAGCUUGUACUCAACCGUAUCUAACUCUAAACUUUGUUUUGAAUUUGCUGAUAUCGUGUGUGUCUUUGAUACUAUCCUUUGAUGACCCAUACAGAUUAUACCUCAUUAGUGCUUACAUAAUGUAUAUAUUCUCUUUCGUGCCGAUCACUCGACUUUUUAUACAUUUACCUUUAGUAUGAUAUCACUAAAGUGCAUGUUUCUGAUAAGAUCAAUUAUGCAUAUGCGUUUUUACAGGACACUUACAGACUCUUGUGGUUUCUGUUAGUUGAUACUCUGAACCCGUCGCUGUUUCGUUCUUUAACUUGUAUAUGUUGCAGUUGGUGAGACGAUGCAAAGUCGAUACGCCCUUGCCUCGAUACGAACCAUCUCGAACUUGGGCAAGCUUAUCAACCUCCAGCCAUAUGGCGCUGACUUACUGCAAUGUUGUAUCACCUGUCACAGCGUGAAUGGAUGUGUGUCAUUCGCGUUUGAUAGGGUAAGACAAAUCUGUCAGGGCUAUCCCUCCAUCAGGAAAACCACGCACUCUAGGGACGAAGUACCCUACUACUACAAUACAGUGUAUGACCGUAGUCAGGGAUACAAACAUGCCGAGUCUGGGGAUUUUUCCUACAAAGUAAUUGAAAUGAGACAGAAUAAGACCAGUGCAUCUGAUUGGUGUGUGUCCCAGGGAUCCUGGCUGGCGAAAGUCAGAACAUUGGACCGCCAAACCGUCCUACAGACUGAAAUACAGCAGAAUAACCUAUUAAAGCAAGACUUUCGGUUCUACGUAUCAGGACAAUACACGACACAAUGGCAGCACAGUGAUGGUGACGUCAUCGAUAUCACACUGUGGUCACCUUCGAACCCUGACCCAGCACGAGGUCACUGCGUCAUGCUGACACAAAACGGUCUUUCAAGUGUCGACUGCAGUACCAUGUUGUUUUUAAUAUGUGCAGUCUGAAACAAACAAAACAAUGAUAUGAGUGAAGUUAAAGUGGUGUAUGCCAUUCUCUAGGACGUGGAAUACUAU
This is a messenger RNA of Pecten maximus, 1461 nucleotides long. RefSeq lists its product as uncharacterized. The record is from RefSeq and is a predicted model, not a curated record. The transcript is spliced from 3 exons. NCBI's taxonomy places the organism in Eukaryota, Metazoa, Mollusca, Bivalvia, Pectinida, Pectinidae. The coding region runs from base 781 to 1392 and encodes 203 amino acids.